Halichondria panicea is the source of this 1584-nucleotide messenger RNA. RefSeq lists its product as uncharacterized. The record is from RefSeq and is a predicted model, not a curated record. NCBI's taxonomy places the organism in Eukaryota, Metazoa, Porifera, Demospongiae, Suberitida, Halichondriidae. The transcript is spliced from 6 exons. The coding region runs from base 268 to 1584 and encodes 438 amino acids. Gene Ontology annotation, molecular function: protein binding.
AAAAGAAGCAUACUGAUCCACCAUAACAGCAAGUGACAAUUAAGUGGAAAUUCAGAUUAUUUUUCCCGUAUACUCCUUCCCAUGCAUUGGCAUGCAAUCAGCUCCAAAUCUGAUAUUUGGCAGGAUUUAUAUUUUCGAGGGCAGCCUGGAAUCGAGGCAAGACAUCACUAUAGCCCACUCAAUUUCACAGGAUGUUGACAGUGCAUGAGAGUUAAUAGCUAACUUGCAAAGGUGCAUUAAUAACUAUCAUAGAAUAUCUAGUCCCAGAUGAACUUGGUUAGAGUUCUCCUCCUGGCUGGCUUUAGCACUGCCAGUGCCACUGCCCAAUAUUCAGUGAGUGUGGAGAGACCAUGUCCAAUGGAUACAGUCACUUUCACCUGCACUGCUCUUGGAGAUGCCUUGAGAUGGGAGCCGUCAGAUGUUACUAGCAUCACUAUCCUCUCCACCUCUGAUCUCAAUGUACCCAUCGGUGUAUCAGGUUACACUGUGACACUGAUCGCAGCCAAUGAUACUAUAUUAACAUCUAAUCUGUCAAGAACAGCAAAGAAUGGGAUCACUGUGUCCUGUGUGGGGUUUGUGCCUACUUUAAAUACUAUAGGAUCUUCAACAAUUAAUUUGGUUGAUUUUCCAGCACCACCUUCCACCGUAAGACACUUCACUCUGAGCAGCUCAGCCAAUAAAGUUAGUGUACCUGUACAGUGGGACCCUCCUACUGAGACUGGUGGUAGAGAUGACCUCACCUACAUAGUGACUGUCUCACCUCCGGCCCAGCUCUCUACUACUGUCCUCACAUCCACCUCUGUCACUAUGACUUCUCAAUACAAUGUGGACUACACUGUCAGUUUUAUGGCUAUCAAUUGUGCUGGGAACAGUACAACUGUUGAGUACAACUUCAGGAUUGAAAUCUGUCCUGUGUUGACUACUGACCCCAUGAACGGAGCCUUUGAAACAGUCACUAGCAGAUUGCCAGGAUCUGAAGUAAUUGUCCAAUGUGAUGCUGGGUUUGGGUCUCCUAAUACUAUGGUGACAUGUAAUGGUCAAACACUGAUGUGGAGUCCUGACCCUGAAGCUAUUGUGUGUUCACCAAUAAUCCAGCCUCCUCCUUCAACUCGUCCUCCAAUGAGGUGCACUGUUCAACUAGGCCCACCACAGAACGGUACCAUUAGUGAUCAUUCUGUACCAGCUGUUCCCGCUACACAAGUUACAUUCCAGUGUGACAAUGGACUGUUCCCUGAGGGGAUAAUGACUGCCACCUGUCUAGCUACAGGAGAGUGGGACAAGAAUCCGGGGGAGAUUAUCUGCGGAGGCAAGUCUCAACCUCUCACCUUAUUCACUCGUACUGACCUUGGUACUGCUGUUUCCGUUAGUGUGGUUGUCACGACAGCUCUGUUCACGAUCAUUGGAUUUGGUCUUGGUCUCCUGAUAAUGUAUUUGUUCAUGCGGAAGAAAAUUGUGUAUCUCCUAGCUAAGAAGCAAACUAACGUUGGACCCACUGUACCAGCUGGUCCUAUUUAUGAGGAGGUGUUACCCAAAGAGGAGAUUAAACUGAACUCUAAUCAAGCAUAUGGACCAGUGGGACUGUGA